UGGAAAUGGCCGCCACAUCACUGAGAGAAACAAAAACUACUUUCACACCCGAGUAAAAUAAACAAGUUCGAUCCGAAUGCUGUCAGUACAUAUUAUAAACUCUAUACUCUGGAGUUAAUUUCGUUUCGUGUCAGAAUUAAAGCGUUUUUUUAGAGUGUAAGCGUUCAUUGCUAGUGUGCGCGUGCACGUGUGUGUGUUCGGGCUCGAGCGGAACCGGAGAGUCCAAUGGCGGACCCGAGAAAAGUCCCGUUCGUCACACUUGCCUCAUACAGCACCACACCGGCGCCCGAGUCCAAGAAGCGGCGACGGGAGGACGAGGAGAAUGAGCCGAACCCCCCCGGUAACGGUGCUACUUCUGUUGGUCUGUUCGGUGCCGCGAAACCAGCGACGGAUCCCGAAGAACCCAAACCAACCGUCCGACUGAACCUGAGCCUGUCCGAACCCAGCGAACAGAAAUCCGCCGAGUUUAACUACAGCGAGCUCAUCCACAGCAGCCUGCAGGCAAGGAAAGUUCCUCACGGGCUCACACCUGCUCUGGACCCCAGCGACCCAUUUGCUGAUGAAGAUAAAGAAAGACAGGAAGUCGAGACUCUGGCGAAGAAAUUUGAGAGCAAAUAUGGAAAUGGUGGAAAGAAGAAAAGAAGAGACAGGGUGCAGGAUCUCAUCGAUAUCGGUUAUGGCUACGAUGAAACUGAUCCAUUCAUUGACAACUCAGAGGCUUAUGACGAACUCGUUCCUGCAUCACUGACCACUAAACUGGGUGGUUUCUACAUCAACACCGGUACACUGCAGUUCAGAGCUGCUUCUGAAUCAGAGGGAGAAGAUGGACGAAAAGACUCCACCCAUAUAAGGAAAGAUGGAGAGGAGCGAGUGAUUAAAAGGAGGAAGAAGAAGCAGGAUGGAGGUCUGGAGGAGAAAAAACCCAGGAAAUUUAAAGUACCAAAGCCGGGAGUUUCGUCUCUGAACCGUCCAGAAAAGAAGAAGAGGAAGAAGCUGAUGAAGGAUUCGCUCUCUCUAGCAGCCAUGAUCCGCCGGUUCACACGCGAGAAAGAAGAGAUGAGGAAGAAGAACCCGACCGCCGCCGUAAAGCUCUCACGCACUCAAACUAACACAGCCACUCCCGGCAAUGACCUGUCCAUGGCUGACCUUACCUCUGACCCGGCGGUGAUGUCACUGCUGGGCGGGGCAACAGAGAAUGACAUGCUGCAGGAGUUGAUGGGUGAUCUGGACUUUGGGCUGCUGGAUUCUCCUCAACCUUCCAGUCCUGGACAGACCGAGAACGUAUCCGCGGUGGCUCAAAAAGCAGGAGGAUUCACGGGCAGAGUGCAGAAGACUGGAUUUAUGCCCCCGCCACCUCUCCCCACCAGCCUUCCUGCCCCCGUCCUCAAACGCAUUGAGGACCUGCGGGCGGCGUCUCGUCAGUUUGAUGUUGAGGGCAGGAAGAAGUUCUUCACGCUGGACAUGAACAACAUCCUGCUAGAUAUUGAGCUGCAGGUGCAGGAGCAGCCGGCGUUGGUGCGUUCUGCUGUUUACGCUCAUCUGGAGGCGUUUGUUCCAUGUAGUAAAGAAGCUCUGCUGAAGCGUCUGAAGAAACUCAGUCUGAACAUUCAGGACGACAGGCUGAAGACGCCGCUGCUCAAACUCAAGCUGGCCGUCUGCAGCGUCAUGCCAGAGCAGAUUGCACGCUACAACAUGGACUGCAUGGCCAAAGUCGCUAAGCAGCAUUCUGAGGAUGGCGAGAGAAAUGGCUCUGAGGAGGAAGAUGAGGAGAAGCCUGGGCGAAGAGUGAUGGGACCCAGGAAGAAAUUUGUGUGGGACGACAAACUCAGGAAUCUGCUGUGUAAUCUGGUGCGUGUGAAGCUGGGCUGUUAUGAGCUAGAAGGUCAGUGUGCACUCUCACCUGAAGAUUACCUGAAGGUCUUCAUGGAUACGGAGGUCAAACCGCUCUGGCCCAAAGGCUGGAUGCAGGCCAGGAUGUUGUUUAAAGAGAGUCGUAUGGCUCAUGAUUAUCUCACAGGAAACACCGUGAAGAAAAGGGUGUUACCUACUCCAAAAGCAAAACCCAAACCUCAGGACAGCGGUGUGGUCCAGCGGACGGCCGUCUCUGUUGAUGCCACACCUCCUCUUACAUCAGUCCCACAGCGUGUCCCUUCCCCUCCUGAGCCCAUCUGUCUAUCUGACUCUCUUGAUGAGGAUCUGACCCCUCCGUCACUGGACUCCAUCUCUCAGGCUCUGGCGAUGCUCAGCAGCGCUGCUAAAGGUCUUGUUCAGUCCAACAGCCCCCAGUCCACAGACACGCCCAAACCGACCGCUCCGUCAUCAAUGCAUGCGUCGCCACACCUGCUGAAAAAAACCUCCACACCCCCUCCUCCAAGGAUCAUCUCGUCCUCCGCAUCUCCGUCCAUACGCAGCGAGGGCGUUAAAGGAGUGGGUGUUCUAUCGCCAACACAAAGACUUUCGGUUAUUCCCGCUCAGCGACCUGUCAUGAUCACGGGUGUUAAGUCAGGUGUGUCUGCCGUGCCCUCUCCCCCAAAACCACGGCCACCACCGACGGCGUCGCCUCUUCAUGUCCCUCAGAAGAUCUUGGCGGGCAAAACGGUGGUGGCCUUGCCAACGGGUCUCAUUAAAACCAGCAAUAACGCCAGUGUUCGGAUGAGCGGUGUGGAUACAGUUAGCUCAUCGCCGCAGUCGCGGACGCACACGAUUCUGACCUCUUCCUUGCCUUCAAUCAUAAACGUUAAAGGCGUCCAGCCUUUCCAUCUGACCUCACUGUCACAAGCCAAAAACCUGCCUCGUGACUCGUCAUCCCCCUCGCAACCUAAACCAACACAGCACCAGCCUGGAUUCAUCACGCCCAUGCAGGCCACCAUCACCAAAUCACCCCACAACUCCAACUCGCCCAUCAUCAAACUCACACCCACCGCAUCCCCUGUGUCAAGACCUCCCACGUUACCCAUCAUGCACCAGCACACCGCCAAGAGCCCAGGGUUCCACGCGGGGGGAUUCUCGGGGGGCAGUUAUAGCUCCCCUGUGGGGCAGAAGAAUUCAUCUCAGGGAAACACCAUCUCCGGCCUUACCACAACCACCUCGACUGUUUCCAAGCAACCGGCGACCACCGCGUCACCUGCGGCAGUGACAGCCAAUCACAACCAGCGACAAAGACAAGUGGGAGGUGCCAGUCAAGGGGUGAAGACAAUCACAUCAGUUUCCACGGCAACAGCUUCUCAGCUUGCACAGGUAUCGUCCUCCAACGCUUUGCUGGGAUCAGCAAAUCCAUCUUUGCCUCUUGGUUUUGGGAUGUUGGGAGGACUGGUUCCUGUCUCUCUCCCGUUCCAGUUUCCAAACCUGCUGAACCUUCCCUCGUCUGUGGUGUCCACUACGGCUACCAGUGGCUCAACAAACCCCAGCAGCUCAGGCUUCAACCUGACUCAGAAUUUGUUAAAGAGUCUCAUGUCAGGGGCUCAGGCUGCUCUGCCGCCACACUUGCAGCUGGCUUUCUCAGAUGUCAAUCAAACCCAAGGCGGGGAUUUGAAGAGGAAGCCAUUAUGACAUCAUAGAGCUUGAGUGAGCUGAACUGUGACUGUUGGCUGAUUCGGGACUGACUCCGCCCACUUAUGCAUGAUCUGCUGGCUGUCCAAGGAGACAUUGUUUUUAACACACAUUUGAAUUUUCGGAGUAUCAUCGAUAAUGUGAUUAGAUUUAAUUAUGAUGCUUCGUUUGUACAUAUGUAUCAAUGUUUACACAGACUGACCUAAACACUGUGGACAGGGAGGCCGUGUGUGUGUUUGCAUGUUUAUUAGCGCACAGCUUCUGUAAAUGCUAGUUUUUUUAAAUGCAUUGAAAAUUUGAAUAACCAUGAAUGAGUGAGUGAAUGAACAAAUGCAUCCCUCCCUCUGUCCUGUGUAGGUCAUUGUCGUCUCUGGUGCUGUUCAAGAAUUAAGACACCCCCUUUAAAAUAAAAAUGGACUGAACCAAAUGUAAAGGGGCAGCAGGCUAAAAAUUGUAAUAUACUUGAAUUUUCAGGAUUUGUUUACUUGCACUUCAGGACACAAAUUAAAUAAAAUUAAGAAGCCUU
This is a messenger RNA of Xyrauchen texanus (razorback sucker), 4075 nucleotides long. RefSeq names its product ubinuclein-2-like. The coding region runs from base 226 to 3549 and encodes 1107 amino acids. Gene Ontology annotation, cellular component: nucleus. The record is from RefSeq and is a predicted model, not a curated record. The transcript has 15 exons. NCBI's taxonomy places the organism in Eukaryota, Metazoa, Chordata, Actinopteri, Cypriniformes, Catostomidae.